Jaminaea rosea is the source of this 676-nucleotide messenger RNA. RefSeq lists its product as hypothetical. Lineage: Eukaryota; Fungi; Basidiomycota; Exobasidiomycetes; Microstromatales. The transcript has 3 exons. Bases 87 to 518 code for a protein of 143 amino acids. The record is from RefSeq and is a predicted model, not a curated record.
GACACGGCCUGCUCUGAGCCAAGCUCCAACCAUCUGAUCUGGUUCACCUACAGAAACCUUAUUAUGGCCUGGCCACAUUGAAGCCCAUGCAGCGGAGCCAACAUAUCGUCUGUGCACACCUCUCAUCCUGGUCGUCAAGUCGCGCGUGGCUUAUCGAUUCCAGCGCUACCACUACCACUACGAAAGCGGGAGUAACACCUCAUCCCAACGUUGGCCGCCUCAGCAUACGCGAUGUGCCUCAGUCUGCAGCUCUCGCGCCAACAAACCGAGCAGCGUGCAGACAAAGGAAUGCCCGGCUCAGCAUCGGAAAGUCAAGCAUUCGACACGUAGUACCACGGCAAGCGAGCAAAGUCAAGCAAAGUCCACUUCUUACCAGUCUCUACCUCCCCCUCGCUGGAUGCCAAGAGGGAGGUAGUGACGAGGCAGACCGAUGGGCCCCCGACGGAGGAGCAAUGGUCCAAGCUCCGAGACGAAAGGGUCAAGCUCGAAGAGGAGCGAAGCGAGAUGAAGGUGAAUAGACAUCCUUUCGACAUGCCAAGAAGCCAUGCGAACCAGAUCAAACAGCACGCCGGCAAAAUGGCGCACGUUCACGACACCUCAGCUCAGCAAGAUCACAGCAAGCUCAAGAAUGACGUUUCUUGUGAGGCUCGCGUCGCUCCACUCCUGCCCGGUAGCA